AUGAAGAGGAGCGGGAAACAUGGCGCAAUCAACGGCGCUCCGGAUAGUAUCCGCAUUCACGUUGAGCAUGAACAAGGCCUCAAGAGUAAAGCGAAGACAAGCCACAUCAAAGCCUCGUAUACCGACGUCCCGGCCCUUGGUGAUCCAGGCGUGCCCGCUGAAUAUGAAGCGCUGUCUUGGAAUUGGGGAACAACUCCAUGGGAUGCACAAGUCAAGAUCGAUAAAGAUGGAGUCCGCUAUUAUUUCAACGUCCCGAAGAGCAUUAUAGGUGCUUUCAAAGCGUUACGAAACAAGAAAACGGAGCGAGUGCUGUGGGUGGAUGCCAUCUCCAUCGACCAGUCAGAUCCUCUCGAGAAAAGCCAACAAGUGCCAAUGAUGUCCGAGAUCUAUGGCGGCGCGAAGAGCGUUUGCGUGUGGCUUGGAGAAGGCGACGAGGACAGUAAAAUGGCGUUCGACUUCAUCCGAAACGAGAUCAUCCAACUUGAGGACUUCGACAAACUAUGCGAAAGUCCCGGCUCGGCGCCCAAAUGGAAUGCAAUGUUCAACCUGAUGAAGCGGCCUUGGUUCUCCCGCAGAUGGUACCCAAUCCCCUGGAUCGUCCAGGAAAUUGCGCUUGCUAGAGAGGCGCGUCUCUACUGCGGGCGGAAGAACAUUCCCUGGCAGGAUUUCGCUGACGCUGUGCAACUCUUCGUCUCAGUCGAAUCUGCGACUCAUCGGCUCUCGGAAGUCAUGAAGAUACAUGACUCUUUUUACCAUGUACCCCGUUGGUUUGAAUAUGUAUCCAAGUUAGGCGCCAGCCUGCUCGUGGAUGCUACGGGGACUUUGUUUCGAUACUCAAAGAUCGAGUGGCCUGAGACCAAGCACAUUCCUGGCGCUCAUACCCGAGCAAGCUUGGCGAUUCCGGGAGCAACUCCGUCGAAAAGCCCCGCUUACCCUAGGGGAUUAUCAGGCAGGAGUAAUCGACAAGCGUUACUAAGUCUCGAACACCUGGUAUCAACACUCUCUAUAUUCCAAGCAACGAAUCCACGUGAUAUCAUCUAUGCCUUAUUAGCCGUGGCAAAGGAUACAAACCCAGUACCAUGUAAGAAGCCGCCUUACCUGACGGACGCGUUGAAAAGCAUUACCGUGGGCAUGAAGUUGCAAGCGCGGCCGUACAUUGUGGACUAUACCAAGAGAUACGUUGAUAUUUGUGCGGAUUACGUCCAGUUCGCGAUCAAUCAGCAAGCGGAUCGAACCAGGGCUCUUGACAUCAUCUGUCGCCCUUGGGCUCCCGAGCCCGAGAGAGCCGAGAAGAAUCGCAACCGGUCAGAUGCAAAUGCCCCCUUAAGCCCUUUCGUCGGAGAGGACUCAGACGACAAUGACCAAGAGAGAAUGCCAUCAUGGAUUCCGCAGCUCACUCGCGCCUCCCACAACAUGAUUCGCCAUGCCGACUCGGUCGAGAAAAUGGGCCGCAUCAACGCCGAUCCUCUUGUGGGCCUUCCCGAGCUGAACCAGCGCAACUACAAUGCAGCGGGCGACAAGUCGGCCGACCUCGCUCGGAUCAGGAUCAAGAAGCGUAGGAGGUACCACAGCAUCGAAAUUCUCGGCUUUGUCCUGGACCGCGUGGAAGCGGUAGACAAGCAAUCACAAAACGGCAACAUUCCGCUGAGUUGGUUCGAGAUGGCAGACAUCAACGCGAGGCCGUUCAACCAGCAGUACGAAGACCAGCAAAUGAAGGAUUCAUGGGAAGAGUUCUGGAGGACCCUUGUCGCGGACAGGGGACAGAACGGAAGGAACCCGCCUGCGUACUACGCUCGCGCCUUCGGAAUGUCGCUGCAAAAGGGAUUGCUAGCUACAGGGUCUUUGAACACGACCGAUAUGAUCGAUCACGGCCGCUGCUCCGUAGUAUCCGAAUUCUUCCGUAGGGUCCAAGCCGUUAUUUGGAACAGGUGUCUUGUUCGGACAGAGGCUGGCCGGCUCGGCAUCGUCAAUGAAGGGGUCGAGAAGGGAGACCUGGUGUGCAUAAUGGAUGGUUGUAGCGUUCCUGUCAUUCUGCGUCCCAUGAAAAAGGAGCGUUCAGACAUCGAGGAGGAUAUGAGAGCCGAGAAAGAGGAGCUGGAACAAUGGAGCCGGGUAGCCCAGCGGAGACACAGGAUGAGCAAACAACCGCGUACGGCAUUAUCUGAAAUCAAAGAAAGGGAGCAAAAGAGGCUCGCGGCGGAGAAGAGUGCACAACAAAGUGGCAGGACUACCCCACAGAUCAAGCAGAGACCAGAAAGUGGCCCUGAUGCUAUAACCCCAGAGGACACCGUCCCCGGUGUUCAACAGUCUCUAACAGAUAUCAAAACCGAUGGCCGCCCCUCUCAAGAAGGGCUGGGCGCACCUCGGGUGACGCGAUCACGCAGCAUCUCGACAAAGAGAAGCCGAAAAGAGAUCGACACCCUGUUUACGGGUGGGCAAGCUCAACCUCGGGAUAUCAUUGACGGAGUGAUGGGCUACGAGCCCGAAGAGAAUCAGCAUCAAAAGCAGCCAAGCGGUGCGACUUAUCUACUUCUCUAA
This is a messenger RNA of Trematosphaeria pertusa, 2538 nucleotides long. RefSeq lists its product as uncharacterized. The transcript is spliced from 2 exons. The record is from RefSeq and is a predicted model, not a curated record. Bases 1 to 2538 code for a protein of 845 amino acids. Lineage: Eukaryota; Fungi; Ascomycota; Dothideomycetes; Pleosporales; Trematosphaeriaceae.